Molecule: messenger RNA, 1669 nt
Organism: Klebsormidium nitens
Lineage: Eukaryota; Viridiplantae; Streptophyta; Klebsormidiophyceae; Klebsormidiales; Klebsormidiaceae
Source: the annotation of a GenBank genome assembly
CCAGAGUCUGGGCAAGGUUCGAGUUACCCGAGCAAUCUUCCAGCUAUAGGAACAGUCUCGCAAAGAGCUUUCUGCAUGCGCUCCCGGUUGCGACCAUUGGCAUCUCUCCAAGGCGGUAGAAUCGCUGGAUUCUUUAUGUGUCAAGCGAACGAAAAGCCUUCGCGUAGGAGUACCUAUCGGUUUGACCACCUUGAUCAGCGCGCAAUCUGAUUCAUUUGCUUUUAGCAGCUGACUUUAGGGGCGAUAGACUUCUGAAAAUCGUCUGCGAUCGAUCGAAGCGAUUCUCGUUUUGUACAUCCAGCGUCUCCAUAUGAAUUGAGCUCAGAAAGUAUCUCUAGAAAAGCCGAGUGGCGCGCUAGGGGCUAAGGAAGGCCCGUUUAUAAGAAGACACUUUCUAUUUAUCGAUCCUACUUCCCUCCAAGCAGGCAUGGCGUCUAAUUUGCUUGGAGACCUGGCAAACCUGCUCUUCACCUUUGUUUUGUAUCCUCUGGGGAUUCUCAAUCUGCUGUGGCUUGCCCCCCUAGUGGCAAUCUGGCGCUCAACCUGGUAUCUCCUGAAGCCUAAGACAAAAGUCAAGGGCAAGGUGGUAGUUGUCACUGGCGCGUCAUCAGGCAUCGGAGAGCACAUUGCGUUCGAGUUCGCCAAGCUCGGCGCGAAGCUGGUGCUUGCGGCCCGGCGCGAGGACCGGCUGCAGAGCGUCGCGGAAAUUUGCCAGCAGCUGGGCAGCCCGAACGUCGAAGUCGUGCAAGCGGACGUCCGAAAGGAGGACGACUGCAAGAAAAUCAUCGACCAUGCCAUCCAGAAGUUUGACAGACUCGACAUUUUGGUCAAUAACGCGGGAGUCGCCCACUUGUUCCUGGCGAGCGCCGCCCCCAACUUCAGCCUGGAGAGCGCCAAGGAAGUAAUGGACACCACGUUCUGGGGCCACGUGCACGCGACCCACUACGCGCUGCCGCACCUCAAGGCGACCAACGGACAGCUGCUCAACAUCGUCUCGGUCGCCUCGUACAUCCCGUACCCGCGCCAGGCUUUUUACAACGCGGCGAAACAAGCGGCGCUGGGCUUCUUUGACACGCUUUCCCACAGGCGGGCAGCACUGUUUGCGGCGAAGCACGCGGCGCUGGGUUUCUUCGACACGUUGCGCGCGGAGGCGGGCAGCCGCAUCACGGUGACCAACGUGCUGCCCGGCUGGGUGGCGUCAGAGAUGACGGAGGGCAAGCUGCUCAACACCGACGACAAGCCCGCCUGGGACACCGGCCUGCGCGAUGAGCACGUGGGCCCCUGGCCGGUUCUGCCGACGACCGACCUGGCCAAGCUCGCCGUCCACACCGCGCUCAAGCGCGAGCGCAACGUCAUCGUGCCCCUCUGGUACACCCUCUUCCUGUACUUCCGAGUGUUGGCCCCCGAGGCACUCGACUGGAGCUUCCAGCUGCUGUUCGCGAGCAGCGAGCCCGGAAAGUCCGCCCCGACCAAAAAGAUGGUUCAGAUGGUGGGUACCGAGACGCUCAACAUGCCCCCGCCCGGUACCCAGGAGCGAGCUACCGAGGCCUUCAAGGAGAAUCUGAAGAACCGGGCCUGGGACGGGAACCAUAAGAAGAGUGAGAAUGGGAAGCAGGAGAAUGGGAAGCAGGAGAACGGCCAGCAGAAUGGCCAGAAGAAAGAGCAGUAA